CCGCGUAAUCGUGACUCUCGCGUGGUGACGUUCGUGGCGCCGAGAUUUUGUGAAAGACAGGCGGCAAGGGGCUUGCAGUUGAAAGCUUUGCUGGAAGUGUGAGUAGCGAUUUGGCAUGACUGUCCCUGCGCAUAUAUAGCCGCGCAGCCCUUGAGUUUGCCCUACAGCUCCAUUACUAUUGUUCGAGCACUAUGUCGCAGCAGAGGAGGAGAGGUCGGCCCAGUUUGCUGCGGGACACGUCCCACCUGCAGGCAGAAGAUGUGGAUAUGGAGAACGAGUCUAUAAUGCAGACACAGUCCUUAUCGCAGGCUCAGAGAAACCUUCAGAAUCAUUCACAGGAGCAAAUUAACCUGAAGGUGGGUGAAGUAGUACAGUACCUGUUGAUAAAAGAUCAGAAGAAGCUCCCUAUAAAGCGGGCAGAUAUUGUGAGAAACGUGGUGAAGGAAUACAAGGACAUUUAUCCUGAAAUUUUUCGCCGUGCGCAGAUCGCUCUGCAACAGGUGUUUGGCUUCCAGCUGGAGGAAAUCGACACAAAGAGCCACAUCUACAUCCUUACCAACAAGCUGCAGCGGGUACAAGGAGACGGCAUGAGAGUGGAUGAGAACACAUCCAAGCUGGGUCUGCUUAUGGUUAUACUGAGUCUCAUCUUCAUGAAGGGCAAUACGGCUAAAGAGUCUGCAGUUUGGGAAAUGCUAAGGCGCCUGCGUAUUGAGCCAGCAGAGAAGCACUCUGACUUUGGGGAUGUGAAGAAGCUCAUCACAGAGGAAUUUGUGAAGCAGAAAUAUUUAGAAUACAGCAAAGUCCUGCACACGGAUCCUGUAGAGUAUGAAUUCCGCUGGGGUCAGAGAGCUUUUAAAGAAACCUCCAAAAUGCAAGUGCUGGAAUUCGUCUCCAAGAUUCAGCAGAAAGACCCCAAAUCGUGGACAACCCAGUACAAAGAUGCUCAGGAACAGACACAGGUGGCUGCACGCUGAAACAAUAGUGAAUAAUUCUUCUUGCACAGGAUGUGCAAUAUGGCAGGAAGGAGCGAGAGUCUGUUCUUCAGAAACUAAGGACUUAAUAAUAAAUCAACAUCCCCGAACAUCAUUUCAUGGGCUGUUUUUAUUUCAAGUGGUUACACAUCUCCAGGAGAUUUGGACUUUGUUCUGCAACACUGAUGUCUUAAAGUGACAGUUAAACUUGAACGUUCUGUUCACAAUAACUGCUGGUUCAGCUAAAAUGCCAUAUGCUUGCUGUUGCUUUUCCAAGCACUGCAGGGAGUCUCAGCUCAGACUACUUAUUGUCAGGAAGAGAAGUUCAUUUUCAUGUUUUAAUAAAAUACUAUUUCUUUGCAAAAA
Messenger RNA from Xenopus tropicalis (tropical clawed frog), 1337 nucleotides. NCBI's taxonomy places the organism in Eukaryota, Metazoa, Chordata, Amphibia, Anura, Pipidae. The record is from RefSeq and is a predicted model, not a curated record.